Messenger RNA from Vitis riparia (riverbank grape), 2125 nucleotides. Its product is annotated as probable protein ABIL5. The coding region runs from base 1094 to 1945 and encodes 283 amino acids. The transcript is spliced from 8 exons. Lineage: Eukaryota; Viridiplantae; Streptophyta; Magnoliopsida; Vitales; Vitaceae. The record is from RefSeq and is a predicted model, not a curated record.
GAAUUCAAGUUGAGCAGGAUUCAAGUUAAACUCACGUUGACAAGGUUAUAUGAUUUAAAUUCUAUUCAUAGUGUUGUUUAAGAACUAGGCCAGCCCAUACAAAUAGCACAUUUAUACAGAACAUUUUUAUUUUAAAAACGAAAAAAGAAAAAAGAAAAAAACAAAGAAAAAUGGAUGAGGUGUAUCCAAACGUACAAACUUACCCUUUUUUACUUUCAAUGGAUGAACCAUUUUUCCUUCGCAAGGGACCUUUCCACAAAGAUCAUAGCCUUACACAAACUGGACCACAAUUUUGUCACAAAAUAGGGGCAGCAAAGGUGAGAUGAGAUCCCAGAUGUUAAAAGAUAGAGCACUCCGCCGAGAUGAGAUCCCAGAAGUCAAAAGAUAGAGUACUCCGCCGAAAUUGCCCAUCCCUGCCGGAGUACUGAUGCUUAUCUGUCUUCCAUCAUUUCUCACAAACCCCUUCCCAUCUCUCCAUUCUAUAAUCCAUGGCCGUGACUCCUUCGGUGCAGUACCUGGGUACCACCAUCGGCUCAUCUGACCCUCCUUCGCUACCCCAAUUAAAUUCAAAUGGUCUAGCUACAGGACCACCAACCCAUCACCCGUUCAUCACCUCAGCACGCAUGGGGCCAUUUUUCAUUCCAAUAUCACGUCAUUCUCUACUGUUUUUUUAUCUCCAUAUUGUCAAUUCACUCUUCCUUUUUCUCUCUCUGGUGUCGAAUAAGUGUUCUUUUGCGUUACCCGUCUUCUCCUUUUCAGUGGAGUACACGUGGAGAUCAUCUGACCCUUGGGUUUGUCUUGGCUGAAGAACGUGGCACUAGGUGGUAUUUUGGUAUCAGUGUCAGUAACUGCACUUUGUUUUUUGGAAACCAACACAAAAUCACGGGACUGAUAAUGGGUUUUGUCCUCUUCCUUUUCUUCUCCCAGUACUGCUCUUUAUGAGAAUCUUCCUUUAAGGGGUUUUGGUUACUUUUACAUACAGAGGGUUCACGAGAGUACUCCAAUCAUCCCAGCACCAACUCAUCCACGAGUUCAAAAAAGGGAAGGGGGAUAAGGAGAGAGAUUGGAUUUGUAUCAUUGUAUAUAUAUAUAUAUGUAUAGUCUUUCUUACACCUUUGUCUUCAAGAAGAAGAAGAAGAAAGAAAUGCAGGAGUCUGAGUUACCUGCCCAUGCAAUUUCAGAAGCUGAAUCUGAAGACACCGUUGAUCGGUUCCAUGAGUCUCUCCAAGAGCUUAGACAGUUGCGUUCCCAGCUUCAUAAAGCUGCGGAUUGCUGCGAAACAACUUUCUUGAAUACCAAACAAAAGAAAGUUCUUGUGGAAAACACAAAAGAGUACAUAUGCAGGGCUGUAGUGACGGUAGUUGAUCAUCUUGGAUGUGUCUCAAAUAAUCUGGAUUACCUGCUGUUUAAGAACAAUUCAUCCUCGGAAACCGAACUCCGAAUCGGCUGCUUGAAGCAAAGGCUUCUUACAUGCCAACAAUAUGUUCACAAGCUUGCUCUAACCCAAGUGCGAUGGAACCCGAAUUUGCAGAGAUAUAGCCAUCGCUACAUAUCACCACCUCUGCCAGACGUUGAGAGGUCAAAUGGAUGUUUAAGGGAAUCUUAUCAGACAGCUGCUGCUAAAACCACAAAGAAGCAAGAAUUUAAGGCAGAGGGGGUGCCACUCUUCUUGUACACAAGCGCCCACAAGCCAUCUCUAGCUAGAAAAUCACCACCAGAGACUGAUGCCAAGAAAACUGAUCAUACCAAUUCAACUUCAGUAUUGCCUGUUCGUGAAGGCCUACCCAUUCUAUCAAAGCAGCAAAAUCCUCCUUUUCAUUUCCAGUUAAAUCACAAGCUCAGACGAAAAAAGCUAAAAUUAGUGCGGAACAAUGACAUCCUGUCACUCAUCCGACGCAGCAAACGAGCUGCUGAAUUGCUUAAAGGACUCCAUUUAGAUCAUUAGAUUUUCUCUUCAUAAAGAAUUUUCUUUGCUUUUUGGGAGGUUGAGGGUGCUUCUGCCUUUGUAUUUUAUGAAUUGAUGUGUGGGUGUAGAAUGAAGUUCAGUAUCAAUUUUAUGUGAUACUGAGAAUUAAUCACUUUCUUUCUAAUUCUUAAACUCUCCAGAAAGUUGUGCCAGGAAUCA